This is a messenger RNA of Symbiodinium pilosum, 1155 nucleotides long. NCBI's taxonomy places the organism in Eukaryota, Dinophyceae, Suessiales, Symbiodiniaceae. The record is from the annotation of a GenBank genome assembly.
AUGACUGACGGGUAUAAGGUGAGCUUAGGCGGCGCAGGAGGCGCUGGUGGCCGUGGUGUGGACGUGAUUACUGAUCACGAAGGCGAAGUUGUGGGCAUUGCUGUAAGUCAGGUGGCGCAGGUGUACACAAUGGUGGACCGAAUCCUAAGCAGCCCAAGGAUAUUGGCAUUGCCGCUUUCAGAUCGAUAUACAUUGGCAGGGAAGGUGGCUGCUGUGCCCGACGAACACGCGCGGCUCAUUGAGCGUUUGGCUUCGGCGAUUGCCACUGCUUUUAGCGAGGCUGGAGCCCUCAACGCGCUCUAUCUCAUAGAGAUUUGCAAGGAGUUGGUGCCGGGCUUUAAGGACAAGCUUCCCGAAGGCCGCCUGGAGAAGGCAGCUGAGUUAACGCCACACCAGCGAGCCAAGGACUUCGUGCUGCAGAACCAAAGGCCCUUGGAGUGGGAUCUCAGAGCUGAUGAGCAGAAACCCGCCGUGAUCCUUCUCCCUGAGGAAGACACAGAUCUGCUGACGGAGACAGGCCGUGCAGUAGGUGAUGCUACCAAGUUUGUUGGUGGAGCGGCAUUCGGAGGCGUCGGACUCGUCACUGACACUCUGGGCAUCACUAAGAACGCCGAGGACAAGCUCGCCUCGACAGCGGAGGAUGCCGUGGACCUUGUCGGCUCAGGGGUCAGCAGCGUGGUAGGCGCCGUCGAUCAGGGCUUGGACGGUACUGCCAAAGACCUCCAACGCAAAGGUGUCGUUGGAGCAGUUGGUGAUGGCGUGGCUGAUGCCGUGGACAUAGUGUCAGACUUCGUGAGCGACACGGUGACUGGCAUUGCGGAUGGUGUUCACGGGAUCUUGAAUUUUGCCACCGGCACAGAUGAGAAAGCUGUGCCAGUGCAGGAGACUCAUCUUGUGAAGAUAGUCAUUGCAGAGCUUAUCGGUGCCGAGAAGACGCUCGGCCUUCGGAUAGAAAGUCGUGUCGUCACAGCGUUCACGCGAGAGCAGGCAGCCCGCUUUGGGUGGCGACUUGGUGACUGUAUCCUGGCAGUCGGACGCCAGCGAGUUCCCACGCAGGAAGCGCUCCUGGCUGGAAUCGCCAGUUGCAAGGAGGCCCUCCGAACGAAUGGGACACCUAUUGAGUUCCUGGUGGAGAGGAUGGGCAACCGACCGUAG